AUGUCUCCUUUAUCACUCUUUGUAUGCCUCUCUCUUUUCCUUAUCCUCCCUCCUCCUCCCAUUGCCUUUGCUCAAUGGGAGGACUUGAGGUACCUUCCUCAAACCCAGUUAACCAUUGAGGCACGUUUGUCGGUUGAUAAAGUCUACCUUAUAUCAUCCUGUCAUCUUGAUCUGGGGUUUGCUGACACUUUAGUGAACAUCGUCAACAGAUAUUUUGACGAGUUCUUUCCUCAGGCUAUCCAGUUGGGCCAGGAGCUUCUCCAUAUGGACAGAGAAGAGAAGCUUGUCUUUACUACUCAUUCUUAUCUGGUCUGGCUCUAUCUAAACUGUCCACUUGAAUCAGGACUCCAUUGUCCUGACGAUACUGCCAUCAGUGAUUUCAAAAAUGCUGUUACGGAUGGUAUCAUCGUCUGGCAUUCUUUCCCUUUUAAUGCUGAACCUGAGGUCUACGACAGCUCCCUAAUGGAUUUCGGGUUCCUUCUUACUGCUAAUGUCUCUGAACAGUUGGGGUUUCGCCCAGUGGCGAUGAGUCAAAGAGAUGUUCCUGGUCUCUCUCGCUCAGUGAUACCCAUCAUGAAGAAGGAAGGAGUCCAGGCGAUAACAGUUGGCGUGAAUACAGCCUGCAUGCCUCCAGCUGUACCAAGUGCUUUUGUCUGGAAAGAUGAAGAGAGUGAUUCCGAAGUUAUUGGGAUGUGGCACCCACACGGAUAUGGGAUUGAGUCUGGAUUGGGUAUUAGUCUCUCUGACAUUGUUUAUGUGCCUGGUAUGUACACAGCUCUUGCUUUUGCUAUUCGUUCCGAUAAUACUGGCCCACCCGCUUUUGCCGAAGUCGUAAAGAACUAUGACGACAUCAGAGAAAUAUUUCCCAAUGCUGAGAUUGUUGCUUCUAGUUAUAACGAGUUUGUUGAAGAACUUGUCAGUCACAAAGAUCUCCUGCCCAUUGUUACUAAGGAGAUUGGUGAUACAUGGAUUCAUGGUGCAGGGAGUGACCCGUGGAAAUCAACUCAGUUUCGACUAAUGAUGCACCUUAGGUCUGAGUGUUUAGCCGACGGAACUUGCAGUCUUCACGAUCCUCGUAUUUAUGCUUUCUCGGCUUACCUAUUGAAAUACGGCGAGCACACCUGGGGCAAAGACAUAAAGAAAUAUUUAAAGGAUAACUCCAGUUGGGACAAUUUGAAGUUUCAUUAUUUGCAGUACACCAUGCCCAACUACAUUGAUGUUGUGGAGUCUUGGACCGAACAGAGAGAAUGGGCACUGAAGUAUGCACUGGAUGCUCUAGGGGAUCACGAGCUACAUCAUAGAAUAGACUCGGCCAUUAAGGACUUGUAUUUUGAUGGUACUUUAAACAUGAAUGGUUUUCAAGAGAUACCAUGUGAUGCUCCUGUGGACGGAAGCAUAUCCCUUGCUUUUGAUAACUCUACACUUGGCUUAGCUUCUUUGGUGGAUAAAAGAGGAACAGAACACAGAGAGUAUUCCACUGGCCCAGACUCCCCCCUUGGGCAGAUUAGAUACACUACCUACACUGCUGAAGAUUAUAAGAAUUUUCUAGACAACUACCUCAUUGAUCGCUCCCUCGAUUAUGCUUACGAAGAUCUCGGUAAACCUGGUCUUGAUGAGGCCGAGACGACUCACAUCAUUGACACCGUCAGCCUCAAUUCCUGUUGGAAGAAAGAGGAAUCAAGUCAUAAAAAGAAAAGCUCUAAAAUCAAAGAUGAUGAUGAUGAUCAUGGCGAUGGUAUCAUUUACAGGCUAAGGGGCACCUUCUCACUCCCACAGAGUGUAACAGAAUAUGGUGCUUCCCAAGAAGUUGCAAUGGACAUUAAAUUACCUAAUGCUUCCAACAUGCCUUCCUCGACUGAGCCAUUGCCAAUCAAAAUAUUUGUUUACGUCAUAAACAAGACGUCAACUCGCAUACCCGAGUCUCUCUCUAUUCUAUUCAAACCCAAUCCUCAGUUGGUUUCUCCUAAAACCCUCUCCAUCAGUAAAUUAGGCCAGUAUGUGAAUGCAUUGGAUGUCAUUAAGAAUGGCAGUAAGCACGUCCAUGGUAGUGAUCAUGGUGUCAAAUAUGGUAAUCCUGUUCCACUCAGUCUCAAGUCGUGGGAUGCUCCCAUUUUAAGUGUUGGUGGUGAUAAUUAUUUCCCAGUUCCCAUGGAAGAUCCUGACGUGAAUGAAGGUUUCAGUUUCAAUUUGUUUAAUAACUUGUGGGGUACUAAUUACAUUAUGUGGUAUCCUUAUCGGAAAGGGGAGGAGUCUAGCAUGUAUCACUUUACAAUGAUGCUGCCUCCUUAUGCUAACUAA
Molecule: messenger RNA, 2298 nt
Organism: Amphimedon queenslandica
Lineage: Eukaryota; Metazoa; Porifera; Demospongiae; Haplosclerida; Niphatidae
Exons: 1
Coding region: 1-2298 (765 amino acids)
Biological process (GO): carbohydrate metabolic process
Source: RefSeq, a predicted model, not a curated record